AUGGCUUUCAACUUCAACUGGUCGCCCUUAACGGCAGACGCGGAGUUCUACCAGAGGGCGAAAGAAAUGCUCACAACUGCUCUCAAUAAAUCACCCAAGCCUCCGAUCAUCGUCGACGACAUCUUAGUCAAUGAGUUGAACCUGGGCAGCGUGCCCCCCGAGUUGGAGAUAUUAGAAGUGGGAGAUUUGGCUGAGGAUAGGUUUCGAGGCAUUUUCAAGAUGUGCUAUUCAGGAGAUGCUUUCUUGACGCUCCAGACCCGGGUCCAAGCGAAUCCCCUCAAUACAUAUUUAUUCUCCAAACCCUCAUUUACAUCACCCCAGCCUUUGGCAGCGUCCUCUGGCUUGACAAUACCGUUGCAAAUUACCUUGUCGGAAAUCAAGUUGUCGGCAUUCAUCAUAUUAGUCUUCUCGAAGCAAAAGGGGUUGACCCUGGUAUUCAGAAAUGAUCCCCUCGAAUCGCUCAAGGUCUCAUCGACCUUCGACUCGAUCCCAUUCGUUCGGGAUUACCUACAAAAAGAGAUCGAGAUGCAGCUUCGGACCUUAAUGAUGGACGAAUUACCUGCGAUUAUACAUCGACUGUCUCUGAGAUUAUGGUGUCCUGAAUAUAUGGCCAAGGAAGAUGAAGAAAGAGCGCAAACGGAGGACUUGGACAAAGUUGAGGUUGUGGUGGAUCCAUUCGGUAGCCCGCCGCAAGACGCUGUGGAUGCGAGAGGGAAUGUGCUCCACGCCAGCGAGAUAUCGUCGUUAUCCCUGGAUGGUAGUUCGGAGAUCACUUCCCUGUUUUCUCAAAAGAAUCUGCUUCGACUGGCAGCGCUAAACGACUCACACCGGACUCUGUCUCUAUUCACACCUUCGAUCCGAGAUACGGUCUUCAGAGCUUGGGCUGGGCCAUUCGAAAGAGGAGACUCGGCAGGUACCUCAACCCCGGUAACGCCCAGUCUGGUGAGGUCGCAAUCCUCGAUAUGCACCACUAGCACGACCUACACAUUUAAUAAGGGUUCUGAUGAUGGUCAUGGACACAUGCCCUCCCGGCCGUCGCUCGUCAGCUUGAAUUCAGCAACCACUGGACUCGGCCUAGGGGCAGGUCGACAUUCGCGAUCACACUUACGCAAGAAGAAGAACCGAGUUGUCAACUUGCGAAAGUCGAAGACCACAGACGAUAUAACUAGCGAGAGUGGUGAGAGCGAGGGUUCUAUGACUCCAGCUUCAGAACCGGCGAUUCCCACUCGUAUUCCUGAAGAACCGGAAGAUAACAUCAUCACACCGCCUAGAUCUCCAUCUGGGAGAGUUCGUUUCCGGACUACCAGCAUUGACCUUGGAGACUCUCCUCGGAAACUUCGUCUUCCCACGGCCGCUCGACCAGCCUUGGCCUCUCAGCGGGUGCCCGAACAAGCAAUCUUGGACCCAACCUCAACAGCGGAGAAGUCGCAGCCAACAGCGCCGAUUUUCUCCCAGGAUAAGCUGCCUUCAUACAACAACCGCUCUGCCCAAUUCCCAGCAGAGAAAAAUGCCAUGUCGUCGACGAACCGGACCCCAUAUCUCGAGCCCGCCCCUAUGCUCUCGGAUUCCACUCCGCCAGGGAUUCUCGAGCAAGCCUGGGUACUCAAAAUGGCCGGUGAGAUGGCCCGACGAGCGCAUGAUCAGAAAGUGGUCAAUCAGGGAUUCUGGGCUUCGCAACCAAGGGAUGAGAGAGAAGACAGCCCACCUCCUGCCUAUGAACCUAAUGUGUUGUAA
Molecule: messenger RNA, 1734 nt
Organism: Venustampulla echinocandica
Lineage: Eukaryota; Fungi; Ascomycota; Leotiomycetes; Helotiales; Pleuroascaceae
Product: Mitochondrial distribution and morphology protein 34
Exons: 2
Coding region: 1-1734 (577 amino acids)
Biological process (GO): mitochondrion organization; phospholipid transport
Cellular component (GO): ERMES complex
Molecular function (GO): lipid binding
Source: RefSeq, a predicted model, not a curated record